AUGACUAACCUGACUGCAAGUGUAACAGUUGAGGAGAAAGUGAUUUUAUUUGGGGAAAACUUGAGUCUUCACUUUGAUCAAAAGUAUCCAAAGCAAGAAGACCACUUUAAGAAUGUGGGCAUCAUUGUGGAAUUUCAUGUUCACCACGGGGUUGCUGCUGUUCUUGUUUUGCUGGGAGUCUUUUGGACUCAGACUUCUGCACUGGAUACCUUUCUCCUGAAAGAACCUGGCAGUAACUAUGUCAUUGGAACUAUGACUAUCCACAAUGAGAAGCACGUUGUUGACGUCCAUGUCCGUUCUGGCGUGUACUCCUCUGAUACCAUUUUUGACUACUCGCAUGGGUAUAUUGCAACAAGGUUAUUUUCACAACGUGCCUGCUUUAUCCUGAAAAUAAAUAAGGACUCCAUCCCAGAGUUGCAAGAAAUUGGACGCCUGGCUUUUGAGAAAAAGACUAUGAAGGCAAUAUACUCUCCAAAUAACGUGUGGGCACAGUUUCAAUCUGGCCAUUCCUUGUUUGGGCGUAUCAAAGAGUGGAUUAUCUACGGUAAACCCAUUGAACAACUCUGCAGAGGUCUGCCUCUCUACAAGCUGGUAGAGACUCAACCACCACUGAAUGUUCAUGGCUGUGCCAGUGCAGGAAUUCCAAGCAUUUUGGGCAUUAAAAUCUGUGAAAAAGUCAAUUAGUCUGGAUCUUGA
Molecule: messenger RNA, 696 nt
Organism: Tyto alba (common barn owl)
Lineage: Eukaryota; Metazoa; Chordata; Aves; Strigiformes; Tytonidae
Gene: GKN2
Product: gastrokine 2
Exons: 6
Biological process (GO): regulation of cell population proliferation
Source: RefSeq, a predicted model, not a curated record